Molecule: messenger RNA, 889 nt
Organism: Darwinula stevensoni
Lineage: Eukaryota; Metazoa; Arthropoda; Ostracoda; Podocopida; Darwinulidae
Source: the annotation of a GenBank genome assembly
GUUCUUUCCAGAGUCGUCUUCGGUCUGAAACAGCCAUUGUUCCGGUUAAAAAGAUCCAUGCUGCCAAGCAAUCAUGGCGUCGGAGCGGUACAGCUUUUCCCUGACAACAUUCAGUCCAUCGGGGAAAUUAGUGCAGAUUGAGUAUGCAUUGGCAGCUGUGGCAGCAGGUGCCGCCUCCGUUGGGAUCAAGGCUGCCAAUGGAGUUGUUCUCGCCACGGAGAAGAAACACAAGUCCAUUCUCUAUGAAGAGCAUAGUGUCCACAAGAUUGAGGUGAUCUGCAGUCACAUCGGGAUGGUCUAUAGUGGUAUGGGUCCUGAUUAUCGCUUGCUGGUCAGAAAGGCACGCAAGAUAGCCCAGGAGUACUUCCUCAUAUAUAAGGAGCCCAUUCCAACCUCUCAACUUGUGCAGCGUGUCGCCAUGGUCAUGCAAGAGUACACACAAUCUGGGGGUGUGCGACCAUUUGGUAAUUCACUGCUUAUAGCUGGAUGGGAUGGAGGAAGGCCAUUUCUUUUUCAGUGUGACCCCUCUGGGGCUUACUUUGCCUGGAAGGCCACUGCCAUGGGCAAGAACCACAUAAAUGGCAAGACUUUCUUAGAGAAGAGGUACAAUGAGCAACUGGAGUUAGAAGAUGCUGUGCACACAGCCAUUCUGACCCUGAAGGAGGGCUUUGAAGGACAGAUGACUGCUGACAACAUUGAAAUUGGCAUCUGUGAUGACAGUGGGUUUCGCCGCCUUACUCCCACCGAGGUUAAGGAUUAUCUUGCCAACAUUUCAUAACUUGAAAAUCUUCAAAAUAUAUAAAAUCUGUGGGCCUUUUGUUUUUCAUUUGGCUCCAAUGGAGUUCUACAUGAACAUCAUUUGCUAACUGUUAAGUAUGAACGUAUACUA